CGCCCCAGUCCCUGAGUUCCGUGUGUCCCCCGCCUCCAUGGAGCAGCUGCUGCGCGCAGAGCUGCGCACCGCGACCCUGCGCGCCUUUGCAAGCCCGGGUGGGGGCUGCAUCAGCGAGGGGCGCGCCUAUGACACAGACGCGGGGCCCGUGUUUGUCAAGGUCAACCACAGGGCGCAGGCCCGGCAGAUGUUUGAGGGGGAGAUGGCCAGCCUGGAGGCCCUCCGGAGCACUGGCCUGGUGCGGGCACCUCGGCCCAUCAAGGUCGUCGACCUGCCUGGGGGUGGUGCCGCCUUUGUGAUGGAGUACCUGAAGAUGAGGAGCUUGAACAGCCAGGCGUCGAAACUCGGAGACCAGGUGGCGGACUUGCACCUUCACAACCGGAAGCUCCGGGACAAGUCGAGGGAGGUGGAGAACACAGUGGGCCGGAGGGCGGAGGGCGCGGAGCCCCAGCCUGUGAGCAGGUUCGGCUUCCACACCGUGACGUGCUGCGGCUUCAUCCCGCAGGUGAACGAGUGGCAGGACGACUGGGCGACCUUCUUCGCCCGGCACCGGCUCCAGGCACAGCUGGACCUCAUCAAGAAGGACUACGCUGACCGAGAGGCACGAGAACUCUGGUCCCAACUGCAGGUGAAGAUCCCGGAUCUGUUUUGUGGCGUGGAGGUCGUCCCCGCCCUUCUCCACGGGGAUCUCUGGGCAGGAAAUGUGGCCGAGGACGACUCCGGGCCCAUUGUUUAUGACCCAGCCUCCUUCUAUGGCCAUUCUGAGUUUGAACUGGCGAUUGCCUUGAUGUUCGGUGGCUUUCCCAGGUCCUUCUUCACUGCCUACCACCGGAAGGUCCCCAAGGCUCCGGGGUUCGACCGGCGGCUGCUGCUGUACCAGCUCUUUAACUACCUGAACCACUGGAACCACUUUGGGCGGGAAUACCGGAGUCCGUCUCUGAGCACCAUGAGGAAGCUGCUCAAGUAGCAACCUGUCCGUGUCGCUGCCCACCUGUCCACCUCCUCAGCAGACACCUGGGGGGAGCGACAGCAGGGCCAGCUGCAGGGGCUGACUAAUAAAGCCAGUGGGGGCUUCAGGGACGGAA
Phyllostomus hastatus (greater spear-nosed bat) is the source of this 1085-nucleotide messenger RNA. It is a transcript of the gene FN3K, whose product is annotated as fructosamine 3 kinase. Gene Ontology annotation, biological process: fructosamine metabolic process. Lineage: Eukaryota; Metazoa; Chordata; Mammalia; Chiroptera; Phyllostomidae. Bases 38 to 967 code for a protein of 309 amino acids. The transcript has 6 exons. The record is from RefSeq and is a predicted model, not a curated record.